Toxotes jaculatrix (banded archerfish) is the source of this 653-nucleotide messenger RNA. RefSeq names its product trafficking protein particle complex subunit 2L (gene trappc2l). NCBI's taxonomy places the organism in Eukaryota, Metazoa, Chordata, Actinopteri, Toxotidae. Gene Ontology annotation, cellular component: nucleus; TRAPP complex; cytoplasm. Bases 108 to 527 code for a protein of 139 amino acids. Gene Ontology annotation, biological process: endoplasmic reticulum to Golgi vesicle-mediated transport. The transcript has 5 exons. The record is from RefSeq and is a predicted model, not a curated record.
CAUCUUUUUUUAAAUCACGGACUGAAAUGGGUAUUAGCUUUUCCAACAGCAUCUGAAUGCAGCGUAUCACGUGACAGCAUCUGACAGCUCGGACGAGGAACACUAACAUGGCGGUGUGUAUAGCAGUGAUCGCAAAAGAGAACUACCCGCUGUACAUUCGUAGUGUGCCCACUCAAAAUGAGCUGAAGUUUCACUACACAGUGCACACCUCUCUGGAUGUGGUGGAGGAGAAGAUCUCAGCAGUGGGCAAAUCCUUGGGAGACCAGAGAGAGCUGUACCUUGGCCUGCUCUAUCCCACUGAAGACUACAAAGUAUAUGGGUAUGUAACAAACUCCAAGGUGAAAUUUGUCAUUGUUGUGGACUCAUCAAAUACAUCAUUGCGGGACAAUGAAAUAAGAAGUAUGUUCAGAAAAUUGCACAACUCUUUUACUGAUGUAAUGUGCAACCCGUUCCACAAUCCUGGGGACCCGAUUCAAUCCAAGGCCUUCGAUGGAAUUGUUUCUGGAAUGAUGGUGCAAACUGGCUGAUGUCUCUUCCACCCUUUUCUGCUGAGCCUUCACUGUACAUACUACUCCUGGUCUUUUGUUGUUUGUUUACAUGUUGCCAUGACUAUUGAAAUGCAUAACUGUAAUAAAAAUUAUUGUUGUACAUCA